Messenger RNA from Dentiscutata erythropus, 1086 nucleotides. The record is from the annotation of a GenBank genome assembly. NCBI's taxonomy places the organism in Eukaryota, Fungi, Glomeromycota, Glomeromycetes, Diversisporales, Gigasporaceae.
CAACAUACAGAGCUUGAAUCAGGUGUAAAUAUCCAAUAUCACAUUAAAUCCAUACGACUUGAAGAUGCACGACAAGUAAAUAUUAUCAAUUAUGAUUGGAAUCCAAAAAUUUUAGAAUAUAGUCAAUACAAUCUUGCUGUUGGUAAAGGCCAAGAGAUCUCCUAUGACCUUUCUAAAAUUGAAGCAGAACUCGUGCAAAAUUUAGUUCUUAAUAAGACCUAUUUAGAGCGCAUUGAGCCAGGUGGACUCUUGCUAGAACCGUUCUCUUAUUGCAUGGAAAUGUUCCAAGGUUCAACAACUAUAUUAUAUGAUAUUAAACAAAAGAUCAAACAAGAGCCAAUACCACAAGAUAAGAUAUUAUUACUCACUAGUGGAGUUUCUCAAAAUCAACAUUCUGAAUUUAUCAGUAGUACUAGAAACGCUGAGAUGAUAUUUUCAGAUAAUGAAUCAGAACUUUUAUCAGCAUUAGAAUUACUUUUAUGUUUCAUUAAGAGAACUACAGAUAUUGAUGCUGAUAUGACUCUCAAGAGUUAUAUUCAGCAAUGGGUAAAACUCUCUGUCCUCACAGAAAAUAAAAUAUUAGAAAAAGUAUUGAAAACUGAUUUACAACUAAAACAUGCUAUUGCGCUUUAUGAACUUGUUGAAGAAAAAGUAGCAGAUAUUAUGAUAGAAAGCAUUGCUACGAAAUACAAAGCCCAAAUUACGAAGGAAAUAGAAGAUGAUAUAAUGGUAGCUUGCACUUUUGGGCAAAAAGACGUCAAGCCUAAUUCGAACCUUAUUCCGGCAGACGUAUUUAUGCGAGCCUUAAAACGUUUCAUGUAUCGACAACUGCUGGUAGAAACCAUACAGGAAAAUCUCCCUCUUUCAGUUUACAUGACAGAAACUACGACUAUCUGUUGCUGGCCAGAUAAUAUAGAUGAGGAUUUAAUUUCAGAUUUAUUUCCUAUGUCACUUUUGAUAAAACAUACAUAUGCAGCAUAUCAUUUUAUUAAAAACAAGAUUGAGGUGGCGGCUACAGAGAAACAGAAUAUCAUGAAACAGCCUAACUUAUUAAAAGAAGAGCAAGAUCAAAGAUUUAAGAAAUAA